Messenger RNA from Akanthomyces muscarius, 519 nucleotides. RefSeq lists its product as uncharacterized. Bases 1 to 519 code for a protein of 172 amino acids. The record is from RefSeq and is a predicted model, not a curated record. Lineage: Eukaryota; Fungi; Ascomycota; Sordariomycetes; Hypocreales; Cordycipitaceae. The transcript has 2 exons. Gene Ontology annotation, cellular component: endomembrane system; membrane.
AUGGACUACGUCGAGCAACGCAUGACCGAGGAGGCGGCCAAGGCGCCAGCCAGCGACUCCCUCUUCACCCCCCUCAACGUCAUCCUCGUCUCCGCCGUCGUCUACGUCGUCUACACGCUCUUCCGCGCACCCGCCAAGCACGAAAUCCCCAAGCCCCCGUCGCCCGUUGUCUUCCGCACCUACACCCCGCGCACCCUGUUGCCAUUUAACGGCGAGAACGGCAGCCCCGUCUUCAUGGCCGUCCGCGGCCGUGUCUUUGACGUCUCGACCGGCCGCAACUUCUACGGCCCCGGCGGCCCCUAUGCUAACUUUGCCGGUCGCGACGCCAGCCGUGGCCUUGCCAGCCACAGCUUCGACGAGGACAUGCUGACCAAGGACCUCGACGGCCCGCUCGACCCGCUCGAGGACCUCGACGCCGAGCAGAUUGAGGCUGUCGAGGGCUGGGAGGCGCGCUUUACCGAAAAGUACGAGGUCGUCGGCCGUCUUGUGUCUGUGGCAGACUUUGAGACGCAGAAGUGA